AUGUAUCGAUUUGCUCUUCCACCUUCUGCCGCCUUCCUCCACUGUUGCUUCUGCCACCACCGGCCUCAUUCUAGGCUACGCUUGCGCUUUGGCUUUUGCAACAACACAACCCCCACGUUUAAUGGUAUUCUCUCAACUGUGUUUUGCUUGGAGUCUUACGCUCCCACGACCUCAGCCAACGUCCGACCUCCAUCAGAGGUGGUGAGCCCAUUAAUUGGUCCCCUCUUAAGGUCUGUCAUCUCCCGCUCAAGCGUCGUCAUUCUCAUGAUUUUGAUUUUGUGGAGCGGUCGACACAGUUUCAGUCCGCUUAUUGUCAAAUCUACCGGAUUAUUUGCCGGAAAUUCGUCGGUUCUUGCCGGCAUGACGUUUACACGAACACAAGACUUCAGAAUCAAACAACUCAUAGUCGCCUCAGAUUUGCAGCAGCUGAUCAAAGUAAUCAACAAGAAAAUCUUCACAAAAGAGCUCCACAGGAUUCUCCACGAUAUCCUGGUUUUAUCACUAGUGUUUGAGAAAAAUUCAGUUGUAUUUGUAUUCGCAAAACAAGCUCUAGUUGAACUGAAUGAAAACUAA
Molecule: messenger RNA, 573 nt
Organism: Microthlaspi erraticum
Lineage: Eukaryota; Viridiplantae; Streptophyta; Magnoliopsida; Brassicales; Brassicaceae
Source: the annotation of a GenBank genome assembly